Quercus robur (English oak) is the source of this 2370-nucleotide messenger RNA. Its product is annotated as cation/H(+) antiporter 2-like. The transcript has 4 exons. Gene Ontology annotation, cellular component: endomembrane system; membrane. Bases 1 to 2370 code for a protein of 789 amino acids. Lineage: Eukaryota; Viridiplantae; Streptophyta; Magnoliopsida; Fagales; Fagaceae. Gene Ontology annotation, molecular function: antiporter activity. Gene Ontology annotation, biological process: proton transmembrane transport; regulation of pH. The record is from RefSeq and is a predicted model, not a curated record.
AUGGACGCUACCCACCGCAUAGCUUGUCAAGAAAAUUUGUUCAAUCCUCUCACCUCAAUGGGCAUGCAAGUGUCUGGCAUUCUUGUCAUCUCACACUUCUUCCACCUAUUGCUCAAGGGCUUGGGUCAACCUGGACCCAUUGCUCAAAUUUUCGCUGGAUUGGUGCUAGGUCCUACAGGGUUGUCAAAUAUUCCUCUAGUGAACAGGUUCUUUUAUCAGAGCACUGGUGCAGAUUUCUAUGAAAUUUUUGGUCUCUUUUGCCGUAUCAUAUUCAUGUUCCUAAUUGGGUUGGAGACUGACAUUCCUUAUGUAAGGCGCAAUAACGUAGUUGUGGUGACAGCCAUUGCAUUCGGUGGUGCCAUAAUAGGCAUGAUCUUUGGCCUAGCAACCUCUGCCUUUUUACACCAUGAGUUAGAAGUCCAAGGCCAAAAGACAAUGUUCGUGGCAAUCAUCGUUUUACUCUUAGCAUACACAGCUUCUCCGGUUGUGAUUCGUUUGGCUGCAGAGUUAAAGUUUGAUACCUCAGACAUUGGGCGAUUGGCAAUAAUUUCUUCACUCAUAAUUGAAAUGACAUGCUUGGCGAUUUUUAAUCUCGUUCUUGCUAUCCAUGCAAAUAAGGUGUACAAAUAUGGUAUCUAUUGUGUGCUACUUGAUGUGGUUAUCAUUUUUAUAAACAAGUACUUAGCUGAUUGGUUCAAUAAACGGGACAAUAACCAGAAGUACUUGAAGCAUACCGAGCUCUUCGUUAUCUUAUCACUUGUUAUAGGUAGCGCGAUGUAUGUGGAAUGGGCGAGUUUUAACAGCAUAGUCAGUUGUUUUGCCAUUGGCCUAAUGUUCCCUAAGCGGGGUAAAGCGGCAAGGACACUAAUACACAAACUCAACUUUUCAGUUCACAACUUCAUUCUUCCCAUUUACUUUGGCUACAUUGGGUUCCAAUUUAAUGGAAGAUUUUUGAAUAGUUGGAACAAUGUACUUAUUGUUGUCAUUAUGGUUUUGUUGAGCAUUGGCUGCAAGAUUAGUGGCACUCUUAUUGUUUGCCGUUAUCUAAAGAUUCCACUGAAUAAGGGGGUGCUUCUCGGUUUCAUAAUGAACCUAAAAGGCCAUGCUGAUCUUCUGUUCAUAGGGUCCUCCUCAAAGAUACUUAUGACGUGGAGUCCAAGAUCUUACAAUUUGUUGCUCAUAUCAAUCGUGAUUAACACAAUAAUAUCAGGGCCGGUGGUGGCUUUGCUAAUGAGAAAACAAGAAAACUUGUUGGGAAAUAUUCAUACAGAACUUGAAAUACAUGAUCCAGAUAAAGAAGAGCUUAGGAUGCUAGCUUGUGUAUAUGGACCUCGUCCCCUAUCAGCCAUACUUUCACUUGUAUCAGCAUUAAGUGGGUCUCAGAAAGCACCUAUCACCCCUUAUUUGAUGCAGCUAAUAGAGCUACUCCCAAAGCGUAGGACCAAUGUGUCCUAUCAUGAACUAGAAGCUGAUGAACUUAGCGACGAUGAAGACUAUGGUGGAAAUGAUGCACUAGAAAUCAAUGAAGCCGUGGACAACUUUACUUCUGAAACAAAAAUUUUGGUCCGCGUAACUAAAGCAGUGUCAUCCAUUGCAACUUUGUACGAGGAUGUGUGUAAUAGCGCUGAGGACUUAAGGGUAUCAAUUAUUCUUCUCCCUUUUCAUAAGCACCAAAGAAUUGAUGGAAAAAUGGAUAUUGGGAAGGAAGGGAUUAGGACUACAAACCAAAAGGUUCUUCGCCAUGCUCCAUGCUCAGUUGGUAUUAUUGUGAGUCGAGGCAUUGAUGGUGUCCCCGGGUUCUUACAACUACUUGGCUCUGACACUGUGCAACAUAUGGCAACUCUUUUCUUUGGUGGUCCAGAUGAUCGUGAAGCUAUUGCUUGGAGUAGACGCAUUGCUGCUCAUCCCCGCGUAAAUUUGACUGUCAUAAGGUUCCUACCAGCAUCAUCAUCAUCAAAUGUACGCAAUUCCCAGAUUGAUGAUUCAUCAGAUGAAGAUGAUGGAAUGUUUGUGAAACUAUCAAUACUAGAGAAGGGGAAUGACGUAAACGAAAUUGACAAUGCCUUCUUGUCCGAGUUCUAUAAUAGGUAUGUGACAUCGGGUCAAGUUGGAUAUGUGGAGAAGUAUGUGAACAAUGCGGCACAGACAGCGGCAGCUCUAAAAGACAUUGGAGAUAUGUAUUCAUUAUUCAUAGUUGGGAAAGGUGGGCGAGGAAACUCACCACUAACAACUGGUAUUUGUGACUGGGAGGAGUGUCCUGAGCUUGGAACAAUUGGAGAUUUCUUGGCUUCUUCAGAUUUCAAUAUCAACGGCUCAGUUUUGGUCGUUCAACAACAUAGGCACGCAAAGAAAGACGCUUUAGAUGACUAG